AUGUGGUACUUCAUGCUCAUCGGCUUGGUAGCCUAUUCAGGUAACGUUACUCUUCCCAGUAGUUUUAUGCACCGUGAUUUUGUACACUUACUCAGCGUUACAAGUUGGUUUCAUUUCUGUUUCUCUGAGAUCCCGAACAUUUUAGUUACAGCGUCUCAGGCUGGCCUACGCCCACAGAUCGGUAGCGUUUGUUUUCCUGAUAUGAGCUGCUUCUGUCCUUGUUGACACAGUUCAAUCCCACAUCCUUGAUCUCUUAUGGUCAUGAAGCUCAUCUUUAAUUCCUAGUUAGGUGGAGCGACCAUCAGGGGAAAGAUUUAUGGUCGACAAAAUCAACUUUGUUUCUCUGUCCAGUGUUAUUGAAACUACUUAGAUAGCUUAUCAACAACUAGAAAAGGGGGUUCAUAAAUACUGCUGGUGCAAAUGUAAUAGUUAAAAUGAUAGAUUGCACUCGAUGUUUGUUGUCUGUAAGGUUACUUAAAUUACAAGCUGGGACAGUUUGGUGCAUGAGUCAUACUUAUGCAGGUUGUAAUACACACCCUUGUAGGAGAGAGUGGGGUUAAGUUGAGCCACCCCCCUGUUGCUUGGAAAUGGUCAAAGAAAUUGAUCAUGUGACAAAAUAUUUAGGAGUUGGGCAUCAACUCAUGGAGCCUGUGGAGGUUAGAGGCACAUGGGUGAAGGGGUUAGACAUUUAUUUACAAAAAAAAAAAAAAACUUUUUUACUCUUGAAAGUGAAUGUAGUCUGUCAUAAGUUUUAUUAGAAUUGUGUUCAGACCAAAAAAGACCAUUUUAUAUUUGUUUUAUACAUCAAUUGUGGUAUCUAUGAGCUACAACAUGAGGUCAAAAACCUAGUAUAAAAGUCCACCAUUUUAGCUUAGAGGACUAAUACAUUCAUAAUAGUAGUUCUGGGGUAAGUGACUCAAAUGAGAAAGUAAAUAAGUCUGAUGAGAGGAUCAGAGUUUCAGUUCAGAUUGUUAAAUUGUUUUACUUUUUCUUUUCAAAACUACAGCUGUGAAUGUUCUGAUCAUUUAAGGGCAUUCUCAUGUUAAAUUGUCUUUGUACAAAACUGCUUUUUAGCAGUUAUACGAAUAAUAAAAGAAUUAUUGUACCAGUUGAAUCGGAUAUAAUAGAUACAAAUACACAUGAAUAUGAAGAAAUGACUGUUAUUUAGGGAGGGAGGGCGUGAGGGAGGGCUGGGGUGGAGGGUUGAGGGGUUGUAGGAAUCUGGCUCAACUAACCCCAUACACGGGGUAAGUUGACCAUAGGAGACCACUUUUUUGGCAUGCUAUAUUAUCAAGACAGUUAUGUUUACACUCAUUCUGUUGGUUUGCAGGGAUGCACAACCUCCUGAAAUAUUUGCAGAUACACUAGUUAGAGAUAAAACUAUGAUUGCCUUGAUGUAGUGAUCCGAAAUAUGAAAAAUGUCUCAUCUUACCUCACUCUCCCCUACUUGUAGGUCAACCUGUGAGUUCCUACUGUCCAAUUCAGAUGACUCCCCCUACAGCCGUCGUGGAAUUUGGAAAACCUUUCUCAGCCAACUGCAGCUCGUUAUCCAACCAGAUGGAGAAAAUGGGCUGGGAGACAACACUAGGAACCACCUCAAAUAAAGACAAUUAUGUUAGCUUACAGAUUAAUUCUGUCACAGAAUGGGACUUUGCCCCCCAAUGCUAUAUAAAUAUGCAUGAUGGUGAGCAGUGCUCUGAAGACUAUCCUAUCACUGUCUACAGUAAGUACAUAUUUACUUAAUCUAAAAGGCACUUUUUUACUAUUAAAUGCUCAUCAUGUUUGAAUGUUUAUGGUGAUUUUUUAACACUUUUAUCUCUUUAUUACAGAACUUCCAGACCAAAUCUUGAUUUCUCAGAGUUCAUCAGGCCCUAUGAGAUCAGGCCAGACGUACCGUAUACAGUGUGACCUUGUUAAUGUUGCACCAGUACGGAACCUCUCUGUGAACUGGUACCUGGGUGAUAAAUUAGUGUCUACUGAAACAUUUGACAAGUCAGAUCCAAAUCCAAAAUCAGUCAGCAAGUCAUCUUUCCUAGAUCUGAAAGUCCAAAGUAAUGACAAUGGAGCUUUGCUUCAGUGUGAGGCAGAGCUGAACUUUGGAUCUGUGGUACUUCCUUCAACAUUCAAAGAUCGAUAUGAACUUGUUGUACUGUGUAAGUUUUUGAUGCUGUCUUUAUUCAGCAAUCAGUCAUUGGAUAUUAUGCAAAAUGCUGGUUGUUGUUAACCAUUUUUUCAUUGUAUCUGAAUAUUCUCUCCUGUUUUCAUUGUCUGCCUGUCUGUCUGUCUGUCUUUAUAUUUUACAUAAACCCUCAGACCCGCCCACUUUCUCAGAUCCUGCAAACGAGACACUUGAAAUUCCAAUUGGUGAUGAGAUGAUUUUAAAUUGCACUGCAGCAGGAAACCCUUCACCGAAGUACAGCUGGCAAUUCCCACAACAGGCAAACAAUCAGCAAAAAGGGGAUCAACAUGUUUUCAGUUCAUCCUUCCAGCAUCCAGGGACCUAUACAUGCACCGCUUCUAAUAGCGAGGGCUCCUCAAAGAAAUUCUUCACUGUAACAGAAGCUCAAGGUAAGAUCACUCAAGUCGUUUCUUUUUUUGUCAUUUUCUCUUCAACUGUGUAAAUCAUCCUGUGAUCUAUCAUGCUGUCGUUUUCCAUCAGGUAGUCAACCUGGGACCACUGCUGGGAUUUUACUGGCUGUGUUCUUUGUUUUAAUCAUCAUUUUGGGAUGUGUCGUUUAUCACAAGCAGAGAAACUCUUCUGUUGCAAGACCAGGACAGAUGAGCUAGGAGAGAAUCUAACAAAAACUCCCUCCCUCCCACAGGGGACCGCACAACUUUUGGAGUCUUGAUUGGAGGAGGUGUGCUCCUUGGAUGUCUCCUCGGUGCUGCCGGUCUUUAUUUCGUGAAACCUGAUGGCUCAUUUGCUCUCAGUUAA
Molecule: messenger RNA, 2935 nt
Organism: Xyrichtys novacula (pearly razorfish)
Lineage: Eukaryota; Metazoa; Chordata; Actinopteri; Labriformes; Labridae
Source: the annotation of a GenBank genome assembly